CUCCCUCAUCUUCCCUCCUCUCAAUCUCCAUUUUCUCCCCACAGUAAUCAGUCCUCUCUCGUCUCCCUCUCGUCUCCGAUUAAGGAAAUCGCGCCUUCCUUCCUCAUUUCCGAUUAAGGAUUACGACUAAGGAUUCGCAGAGCAGGACAGGGCACAGGUAGGGGUCAAGGAUUAGACGAGGGCAACCUGGAGGACAGUGAAGCGUGACGCUAGUGGAUGGCCUGAAGCUGCUUGUUCUAAAUUAAUUAUAUUUUGACAAAUUUGUUUAUUUAAAUUACAAGGAUGCUGGAUAUUGUUUUAAAGGCUUCCGCAACGUUUCAGUUAUUUACUCCGAUUAAAUGAUGAAUUAUUUUUCAAUAAAUAUGAAUGUUUUUUUAUUUCUAAGUGUUUUUAAUAUAUUAUGCAUGUGAAUACCAAAUUAGAAACAACCCGAUUCGAUAACUCGUUGGUUCGGGUUACGCGGGUUGGGGUGUUACAGGAUGGGAAUCGGAGGAGAUGGACGGAAGGGAUGAGAAGAAGCCGGUGGGGAUGGGGAGAAGGAGGAGGCAUCGCCGGUGGGGAUGAGGAGAGCCGGCAGAUGGAGACGGACGACUGGAGAGGAGGGAGACGGACGGCUGGGAGGAUGAUGAGAAGCCGGUGGAGGGAGAGAGGAGUCCCCGGCGGUGGUGGAGGCUCCGGCGGUAGAGGGUCGCGCAUAGGGCCGGACGGAGAUAUUGGGAAGGGAGGCAGAUGGGUAGGGAUCAAAGUUGCCAUCGCCAUUCUUGAGAUCGUCUCAUCAUCAUCAGCUCCCUCUCCACACUCAGAAUCUCGGCAUCUCAACAUCUCCACUCGGCAUCUAGGGAUUGGGGUUGCAAGAAGGACGUCAGUCGGAGUAAUAAGGUCGCUGGUAUGUGACUCGAAGUCUAAAUACCUUCACGGAAUUGGAGAUGAUGAUGAGCUUCAUUAGUCUCUACCUUCAAUCGGAAAUUGGAAAACUAUAGGCGUCUAGAGUUUUUUUUCAAUUAUUUUUUAAUCAGAAUUCAGUCCUUUUUCGAUUGGUUAUUCAAUCUGUUACUCAUCAGUUGUUUUUUAUUUGGCCAAAUUUACAUGCCGCUUCAUUAGCAGUUGUGCUUUUUGAUCGGGCCACACAUGUUAAUUG
Molecule: messenger RNA, 1138 nt
Organism: Cuscuta campestris
Lineage: Eukaryota; Viridiplantae; Streptophyta; Magnoliopsida; Solanales; Convolvulaceae
Source: the annotation of a GenBank genome assembly